GGCAAAUCGAUAUUCCGCUCAAAUAUUGACUCCGCGAUUGUGUGUGCGGUGUGUGAACGAGCGAGAGCGCGCACGACAGAAGUCCGUCCCACCGUGCAGUUAGGCAGCGAUGCUCCUUUAAAAAGCGUUAGUGUUCUCCGAGAGUGCGCGCGCGAGUGAGAUACCGCCGCUGGAGAGACUCGCGAGAGUGUGAUAAACGCAAAGGACGCGUAGUAAAGGUGCGUAAGUCACGCCGCGCGGAUAGUCAGAUUACGAUACGUUUCGUGACGACGACGCCGACGACGAAAACGACAACGAGAAGGAGAACGACGGCGACGGGCGACGGGAGGAUUCGCUGUCGAGGAAAUAUGCUACCGCGAGCGACAACGAUGCUCUGCGGCUUGCUGGGCUUGCUGUGUGUCGGACUCACCCACGCGAGCAUCGGGUCGCCUUUCGAGUCGACACCGUCGAGCUCCUUCGGCAACGAUCAUGGAGCGCCACGACUGGAUUUGGAGAGCCUCGAGAGCGGAUAUCAUGGCCUGGUCAAGGAGAACGAAACUCUGGUCGAGGUCACACCGCAGAUCCGCGCCCUGGGAACGAAAGUUUGCUCCUUCCGCAUCGCAAACAAGCAUCACGGCGAGGCGCCGUUCGAAAUCGUUCUGAAGGAAAAGGGGAUGGCCGAGCUGCGAGCGUUCCGAGUCUUGAAUUGCGAGAAACGCCGUAAUUACAAGUUCGACAUCGCCGCGGUCGGUUGCAACGGGGCGCAAUCCGAGAACGCCACGGUUCAUAUUACUGUGGUUGACGUCAACGAGUACGCGCCGCAGUUCCUGCAACCGGCCUACGUCAGCACCGUGGACGAGGGUCGCCUUUACGAGGAGGUGGUGCGCGUCGAGGCGUCCGACCGGGACUGCACGCCGAAAUUUGGCGACGUGUGCAAAUACGAGAUUCUCACUGCCGAUCAGCCAUUCAUCAUCGACAAUGAGGGUGCGAUUCGCAAUACCGAGCCGCUUGACUACGAGCGAUCGCACAACUACAUCCUCAGCGUGGUCGCCUAUGACUGCGGCAUGAAGCAAUCCGCGCCGGCGAUGGUGACGGUCAAGGUGAACCGCGUGUGCGCCCCCGGUUGGCGAGGCAUUCCCGAGAGGGUCGACUACGCCGCUGGAGUUGGGGCGCAACCUCUUCUUCCGUCGGCGAGACUUGAUCUUUGCGACGCGCCCUGCAUCUUGCGCAACGUGCGCGCCACCUUGACUCUGGCGACCGACCACAUCGGCAAAGGUUGCGACCGCGACACUUACGGGGUUCGCAGUCAGCGAAAGUUGUGCGGCGCUUCGCGAGAUAGCGUGGAUCUGCUGCCUACACCUGGACCUACGACCUCCUGGACGGCGUCCUUAUCGAGGGACGAAGGUAGAGAAGCGGAUGAGAUUUUCGAGUUCGACGGAGUGGAUUCGGCCGCUAUCGUGCCGAACGAUGUACUCGAACACAGUUUAGCGCAGAAGUUUACCAUCGGCGUCUGGGUGAAACACCGACCGCGUCCGCGACAAGAUCCGCAUAUCAAAGAGCACAUCCUGUGCGCUGCCGACGAUCACAAGAUGAAUAGGCACCAUUACGCCCUGUUCAUAAGGAACUGCAGAUUGAUUUUGCUGUUGCGACGCGACUUCUCCGAGGGCGAUCCCAAUAUCUUCCGCGCUGCCGAGUGGCGUUGGAAGAUCGGCCAGGUGUGCGACGACAAGUGGCAUCAUUACGCGAUCCAGGUGGAUUUCCCACGCGUCGGCCUGUACAUCGACGGUGAAGAAUGGCGCGCCGAUGAGAAAAAUCCCGAAGUCAUUGACGACUGGCCUCUACAUCCUGCCAAAGGCGUCAACACUACUCUCGUAGUGGGCGCUUGCUGGCAGGGAUCCGAAAACAAGACCAAACAUCACUUCCGCGGCUAUCUCGCCGGUUUAUCCGUCCUGGUCGGUCGUAACGAGAAACCGGAAGUGCUCUCGUGUCUGCGACGUUGCCAAGAAGGCAUCCACGUGCCGCCGAUGGACCUAUUGCAACCGGGUACUCAAUUGUUGACCAACUCCGACUUAACGGAAGUGCGCAUCGACGGCGACAAUCGUACGAACGUCGAGACUCUGCUACGUCGCAUCGGCUAUUCGAAUUCUCGGCGUUUCCCAACACCUGGUCGUCGUAAUUUCCGUCUCGACACGACGAUUGUCUGCGAGGGCAGCGAGGACACACCUCUUCCGAUACCGACCGUGCAAUCUUACGUCACUGUAUUGCCUCCUCCUCGACCAGGUAUUACUGUUAACGGUACUGGCUAUGUAGCCAGAGAAUACGCAGAUUUCCGGCUGGGAGUUCGCGUGUUCCCGGACGCGCGCGUCACCGCAGGAUCGGCUGCCCGACUGGACGCCUGCGCCGUCAGCGUUUAUCCGAGCCUCAAUCCCGAUCAUGAGAGUCUUGGAUUACCUGGUGACGCUUUGCUCUCAUUCCACGACAUCGCCGCCCGCGUCGACCGCGACGGUGUCGUUCUCUCGGGUGCGGAUUCGCCUUACAAUUACCAGCAACUCAUUCGUCUCAUCAUGUACACGAACCGUAAACCGGCUUAUUAUCUUGAUCGUGUCUUCAAGCUCACUUGUUCCGAGCUGAGCGGACGUUUCGCCAGCAACGAGUACGUGCAAACGUUGGCCGUUAUUCAUCCCAAAGAAAAGACGACCGUUCUGCCUCAUACAACGCCCGGGGAACCACCCAUUGCCAAGAUCGUCGAGCCGGCACCGGGUCACGCGCAGCUCUCGCCGCAUCACGCCGAUCUGAUGGAGGAAUACGCAACGGCCGCGCUUCGUGAAGGCAGCAGAACCGUCGGCGGCGCUAGCGGCAGCCACGCCGUGACCAUUGUCGCCGCAGCCUGUAUCGGCUUCCUGCUGCUGAUGGCAGUGGUAGGCGCCGCACGAGUUCGUGGAGCGGCCAAGCGACGACGAUCCGCCGGCGACGAACUCGCCGCCGAAACGGAGAUGGCUUGGGACGACUCGGCUCUUGCCAUCACCGUAAACCCAAUGGACAGGUUGACGGAGCACGAUCAGCACCACCAGAGCCAACGGGACGAAGAUGUAGACGACUCCGGCAGCUCCGACUCCGAGGACGGUUCGUUCCGGGACGAUGACCUCGACAGCUCCGACUGUGAAAACGACUGCGAACUCAGCAACGGCCGACACCGCCGUCACAACUCGCCGCACGAUUUGGAGUGGGAUCAUCGUGACGUUUAAAUCACACUACCUAUAUUCACACUGAGCAUUCACACAUCCCCCUUUCUUCGCGUGGCAUUGAGAGGAGUACUGGUCGCGUGCCGCUUCUUUUCGCAAAAUCGUACAUCCGAAUACGCUUGAACGUGUUUCGGAAGUAUUUCCGCUAAGAAGAUUCUUCACGCGAAACGGUUCGCGCUAUUGGCAGAUUUCACUUCGCGAGAAUAAAAAAUAUCGGAUAAUUAUCUAUCGGAUAAAAUUUCUCGUGUUGAACGCGUUUUGUUCGAUAUUUCUCGAAGGUUUGUUCCUCGUGCAUCAGAUAUCACGACGCGUCGUUAAAAAAUUAGGAUAUUUACUACUACACUUUUGAAUUUUCAGAAUCUAGAAUAGAAAAAAAAAAAAAAAAAAAAAAGAUUUAACGUUCUAAGCUGCUCCGCAUACCGCUCGAUCGAUUCUCUCUAAAAACGAUUCUUAAUCCCUAUAAUUGCAUACGCGAGAGCGUUAUCGUCUAUUAUAUCCGUCCCCUUCUUCAAACAGACGUCGUCGGUGUAAUUAAAAAUAAAAAAAACGGCAUUCAGUUGGUACUCGUCUUAAGCGCCAGGUUAAAAAAGAAAAAAAAAAUAUCUGUAAGAGUGCGGGACGCUUUAUCGAAUAGUUAAAACUCUUUCUACCUACGAAAAACACACGUCGCUGAUGUUUGGUAGAAUCGGAGAUACACGCAAGAGAUACUUAAGCUCCGCCGAGAAUAUUCUUUUUCGAUGGGGAUAUUUAACGGCAGUUAAUUAAUUUAUAUUCUUGACUCAUCAUUGGUAGAGCAGUAUAGUAGGACAAGGGGACUUUUUUUUAUACUCCUAUAUCUUUCCUCCUUUUUACUCUAUCCUACGGAUUAUUGCUAUUUUAUUAUUAUACUCGUACUAACGCUACGACUAUAUCCAGCUACUUUUACCGAUAGUUGUUUUCGUUAUUUUAUUAUUAUUAUUAUUAUUAUUAGUAAUAAAAUAGACAGGACGGCCCGGUAGCGUAGUUUUUAAUGAAGAAACAGCGCUGAGCCGACUCUAUAUUCUUCCUCAUUCUCUAAACUCUUUUACAUAAGGCCCGCAUACAUUUGAUCUCAUGAAUGUAAUUUGCAAUAAUUGUGUCUUUCGUAUUUUGAUCAAAAAAAAAGCGCUCGCUCGCGCGAUACGCGAGAUACGCGAGGUAAAAAAAACGUGAACACGGCGGCAGAACGCGCUUGGUAAGAAUAUGAAGUCAAAACCACUCGCUUCGGUGUAAAGCACACGCGAAACGGGCUGAGCCUGGGCCAUAAAACGAUACUUGCCCGAGAGUUUCCAGUUUUACUUUUUAAGUUUAAAUACAUACGUUACAUACGCCUUCUCGAUCGGUUUUUGCACAAUGUUCCUUCCUGAUUGAUCUGCAAGAAGAUUAAAGAAAAAAAAAGAAAAAAAGAAGAAAAAAACACACAGUAGUAAGGACUUGCCACGCAUCCUAUGAUAGCGCUUCAACGUUAAAGUAAUCGGCAUAGCAUCAUAUCCGUAUAUGUGUGUGCGCGCGCGCGCAUGCGAAAAGCGGCCGCCUUUAGAAGAGGCGUACCGACCGUACAGAGAGAAAAGUGUCUUUUUUAACGAACACUUCGAAGGAAACCAAAUAUUUGACAAGAGUCUACGCGCGAGCCGGUUUGCUUCAUAUGUUACGUAAUUUUUGUCUGAUAUAAAUAUUCAUGUCUAAUUAAUUGCAAAAUUAUUUGACACGUGAAGAAUCGCGGCUUGACACGUGAAUUUCUCUUUCGCGCGGUUUUUUUCGAAAAUUAAAAAAAAAAAAAAUUUGUAAUUUUCCUACAAGUGUUCAACGACUAACGGUGGGUAUCGUAAAACGCUGUUUAUGUGCGCGCGACACGCACGUGUUCUAUACAUACACACACAUAUAUAUAUGCAAGCGUCCAUUCAUUAUUCUGUGGUGAGAGUCUCGUCUCGAGGAGAUGAUUAUUCUAAAGUAAUGCGCAGCGGCUGGAGGAGCCAUCGAGCAUGCUUCUCUCGUUUAUUUUCCCAACACGCAAGACGCGUCAUAUUGUGCAAUUGCUCUUUUCACAGAGAAAACUGAUUUUUACGUGCCUUUUAAGCAGCAGUAGUACACACGUGUUGAAUUCUCUGCUCGUAUGUAUAUUUUAAUAGCAAAUCUCUCUCAUACCGCGUUUUUUCGUCAGUCGUCCCGUCGACGUCGACGGGCACUGCUCUGUGUAUUGUUAUAUCAAAGAACUUUUUGCAAUAACGCAUGAAAACCACGGCGAUUUUCCGAUUGAAUUUUCACGCGCGUGCGAGGCACCAACAGAGCCUUUUCUAUCGUGUAAACUUGUUUACAUUCGCCGCGCGCUUUUUCAGUUCCCACGUCCGACACGCGCCAUUGCGAAAAGUUCCGAUUGUAUUUUAGACGUUUAUCGUAAAACGGGCUGUUUAGGAGUUAAGAAUUGGACGCGUUCAACGGACGCCGUCGUGCUCCCGCCGGAUGACGUUUCCGCGCGGAACGCGCGUCGUCGUCGUCGUCCGGCGGACCUGUCACGAGUCGCGACACACAAUGCCUGUCGAUGGUCUUUCGCGUCGGAAAACGCGUCACACACGUGCAAUGAUCCCAUCGCAAGGUACAUUAACUCUCUCUCGCACUCUCUCUCUCUUUCGUCGCCGAAAUGGUGACACGACGACUGCGCAUUCGAUAUCGCAUAUAUACUCGCCGCGAAGUAAUGAACGGAUCCCACCUCCCGUGUGUGUGUGUGUGUAUGUGUGUGUGUAUAUGUCUGUGUGUUUGUCUGUGUCCUGCGUAUAAAUCUAGAAUUAUACCGAAUCGUUCGGCGGAGGCACCUAGUACCGAAGAGAACUCGUGUACGGAUAUAUCUAUAUUCAAAGUAUAGGGAACUAUAAUGAACAAUUUAUUUUUCCAACGAGCAUAUCAUAUCAUUUUUAUAAGGGGUUCGUCGACAAAAAAAGAAAAAAAAAGAGAGAAAAGAAACGUUUUUUGGAAAACACGUUUUUUCGUCAACGAGCGAUUCCGCGACGGCAAAAUUCCGCGGUCGCGAAACGUACGCCACUUUGCCAUAUACAAAAUGCAGUUUGUUUCUCGAUUCCCGAAGAGUGUAGCAAGUUUCUUUUUCUUCUCAUAUACCUAUAUAUAUAACUCUCUCCGUUCCGCGACGGGGAGGUUCGACACGUAACGAUACACCCUCUCUUACGCAUUUCUCCGACUCGCGCGCGAUACAUAAAAUAUAUAUAUAUAUAUAUGUGUAUAUAUAUAUAUAUAUAUAUACACACUUCGAUAUCGAGGAUUUGGGUUAUUCCAAAGCGGAGGUCGAUGACUAUAAGAAUAAUAAAAAGAAAAAAAAGACAGAGAGAGACGUGUAUAAUCGUUUAUCUGUUCCUGAUAACACCAGAGAUUGCAUAUACACUUAUACAUAUAUUACAUAUAUACGUAAAAAAAAAACAAAAUAUACCGGUGUGUACGCUUGCUUUUGUACUGUUUUUUCUUUUCUUUCUAGAGUUUUUCUAACGUGACGUUUAUUACAUUGUGCAACGCGAAUAUCUUAUCGUAAUGUAAUCUCGUAUUUUAUAAAGAUCGCAAACGUCACUAUAUUAUUGAAAUAAAAAAAUCAACCGAGAUAUAUAUUUCGACAAGUGAAUUUGGAAAUUUUUUCGCGGAAAUAAUCGAGCGAAGUCAAGAAAAGGAUCUGGCCUUUUAACAAGUGUGUCUAAAUUAGCUUACGUAAAUGUAUGUACACACGCGCGUUUGUAUGCUUAAAUUAUGAAGUAUGAGAGAGUUCGUAAGUUCACGGUGGUGGAUUAUACAAUGGGUUUAUAGGAGGGAUGAAAUUUCUAUUUCGUUUGAUCGUCAAAUUCAUCGUGAUAUCCACCCACUUCGAAGCGGGUGUAUCACGAUGUUGACGCAACAAAGUCAGAAGGAAGCGUGCAAAAAAAAAAAAAAAAAAAACAAUCGGAGCGGAAAA
Molecule: messenger RNA, 7185 nt
Organism: Pseudomyrmex gracilis
Lineage: Eukaryota; Metazoa; Arthropoda; Insecta; Hymenoptera; Formicidae
Gene: Cals
Product: calsyntenin-1
Exons: 4
Coding region: 348-3224 (958 amino acids)
Biological process (GO): homophilic cell-cell adhesion; positive regulation of synaptic transmission; positive regulation of synapse assembly
Cellular component (GO): postsynaptic membrane; cell surface
Molecular function (GO): X11-like protein binding; calcium ion binding; amyloid-beta binding
Source: RefSeq, a predicted model, not a curated record